GAGUUCGUCUGAGAGUCAGUUUUGAAUGGAGAAAGGAAAGAUGAGGUAGAUAUAUACAUAUAUAUAUAUAUAUAGGUAGAUUUUGGGGUUUGAUUUUCUCAAAGCAUGCAAUAAUAUUGCAUGUGCUUCUAUCUGUUUCCUUUUUAAUUUGUGAAGAGGGGAGAGGAGACUGGGGACUGGAGACUGCUGCGUGUUAAUUCUGUUUACACUGAAAAACAGAUCUAGCUAGCUAGUAGAAAGAAACCAGAGCACAUGGAUAGGGAAGAGAGAGGAGGGGAUUCCAAAGGAUCAUCAGAUCAAUCUCUUCAAACCUCUGUUGAUUGGAGAGGGAGACCUUGCAAACCUAAUACACAUGGUGGAAUGACUGCUGCUCUUUUCAUUUUAGGACUUCAAGCGUUCGAGAUGAUGGCAAUUGCUGGUGUUGGGAAUAACCUGAUAACCUAUGUGUUCAAUGAGAUGCACUUUCCUUUGUCAAAGUCGGCAAACACGGUCACAAACUUUGUUGGCACUGUGUUUCUGCUAUCCCUCUUCGGUGGCUUCCUCUCCGAUUCUUAUCUCGGGAGCUUCUGGACCAUGCUCAUCUUUGGAUUCGUCGAGCUCUCAGGAUUCGUAUUACUGUCGAUUCAAGCCCAUGUUGCGGAACUUCGGCCUCCAAAGUGCAGCAUGGGUAGUCCAAGGGGUGGUUGCGAGGAAGCGAAAGGUUACAAGGCCUGGAUAUUCUAUGGGGCGCUCUACCUGGUGGCUUUGGGGAGCGGGUGUUUGAAGCCCAACAUUAUUUCUCAUGGAGCAGAUCAGUUCCCAAAGCACGACUCGAAGCAAUCCAAGAAGCUCUCCACUUUCUUCAACUCCGCAUAUUUCGCUUUCUGCACCGGUGAGCUUCUCGCCCUCACUCUUCUCGUGUGGGUUCAAACCCAUUCUGGCAUGGAUGUCGGCUUCGGAGUUUCUGCGGCUGCCAUGGCUGUCGGCUUAAUUUGCUUGAUUUCCGGAUCCCUCAUUUACAGAAAUAGCCCACCCCGUGGAAGUAUAUUCACACCAAUUGCGCAGGUUUUCGUAGCAGCAAUUUCAAAGAGAAAGCAAAUCUGCCCGUCAAAUUCGGAGAUGCUGCAUCGAAGCGAGAUGUUAGACCCUCAAAAUCCAUCUAGGACGAUAUCUAACAAUGUCACGCUAAUUCACACUGAAAAGUUCAGGUUCCUCGAUAAAGCCUGCAUCAAAACCGAAAACGGCGGGAAUGAGAUGAGGGAAAGUUCAUGGAGGCUGUGCAGUGUGUCACAAGUGGAGCAAGUUAAAAUACUUGUAUCUGUGGUGCCAAUAUUUGCUUGCACAAUCAUCUUCAACACCAUAUCGGCUCAGCUCCAAACAUUCUCGGUCCAACAGGGAACUUCCAUGAACACCAACCUCACUCCUAAUUUCCGAAUCCCACCUGCCUCUCUCCAGUCUAUACCCUACAUGAUGCUCAUCUUUGUGGUUCCCCUUUAUGAGACUGCUUUUGUACCUCUUGCCAGGCGAAUCACAGGAAAUGACUCGGGAAUCACCCCUCUCCAAAGAGUUGGGAUAGGCCUUUUCAUCGCCACUUUCUCUAUGGUUUCAGCUGCAAUCAUCGAGCACAAGAGGAGAAACUCCGCCUUGAAGUUGAAUGAAAGGCUUUCCAUCUUGUGGAUAGCUCCACAGUUUCUGAUAUUUGGGGUCUCGGAGAUGUUCACAGCAGUGGGGCUCAUCGAAUUCUUUUAUAAACAAUCAAUACAAGGGAUGCCGUCCUUCCUGACUGCCAUGACUUACUGUUCGUAUUCAUUUGGAUUUUAUCUGAGCUCCCUUUUGGUUUCUUUGGUGAACAAGGUUACUUCAAGCAGUUGGGGAGGUGGUUGGCUGAGUGAGAAUGACCUGAACAAGGAUAGGCUUGACCUGUUUUAUUGGUUGCUAGCUGCACUCAGCCUCAUCAACUUCUUCAAUUACCUUUUCUGGUCCAGGUGGUAUUCUUGCAAUCCAUCUGUAUUACCUACUCCACCACGCCUGCAGCCUUCUCAUGAAUUAGAGUUAGACGACAAACAAAAUUCCAUUACUACUACUACUGCUACUGCUGCUGCUUUAAACUAUAAUAGCAGAAACGUAAACUAGCUACUAAUUACAGCACUAGCUAGCGAGAGCAACGUACGUACGUACAUCACCACCUUUAGAAAUUAAUACUCUUGUUUUUGUUGUCUUGCUUUAUUAGUUACCAAUAGCCAUCGAAUGGAUGAGUG
Messenger RNA from Sesamum indicum (sesame), 2237 nucleotides. RefSeq names its product Major facilitator superfamily protein. Gene Ontology annotation, biological process: transmembrane transport. Gene Ontology annotation, molecular function: transmembrane transporter activity. Gene Ontology annotation, cellular component: membrane. Lineage: Eukaryota; Viridiplantae; Streptophyta; Magnoliopsida; Lamiales; Pedaliaceae. The record is from RefSeq and is a predicted model, not a curated record.